This is a messenger RNA of Cladocopium goreaui, 6463 nucleotides long. The record is from the annotation of a GenBank genome assembly. Lineage: Eukaryota; Dinophyceae; Suessiales; Symbiodiniaceae.
CAACUGGCGCCAUGGCGCCAAAGAAGGGAACCGUAACACGGGCAAUGAAAAGGCCCGCGGCCAAGACAAAACCAGCGCGAAAAGAGAAGAAGGCUGACGAGAACGAGGGCAGCGAGGAUUUCGAAGAAAAGGAAGAGCCGCCCACACCUGAGGAACCGGCUGGUGUAGCAAAGGCAAAAGCCAAACCCAAGGAGAAAUCAAAGGCGAAGGCGAAGGCAAAAGAAAAGGCGAAAGCGAAGGCGACAGAGAAGGUUUUGACCAAAAAGCCACAAGAAUCUUCAUCUUCCUCAUCCAGUUCCACAAGUUCUUCCAGCUCCAGUUCAUCUGAUGGGCCCGAGGAAAACCAGCAAACUGGCGAAGCACUCGAUGGAGCCGAGGCCAGAUCUCAGGAUGAAGAGUUGGUUGAUGAAACCCUUGAACCUAAGGAGAAUGAUCAGAAUAGACAAUCAGACGCAGAAAACCCCGCGCCUGAGGAAAGACCUGAGGAUGCGGAGGAGAAUGAUCAGACUAGACAAUCGGGUUCAGAAACCCCUGCUCCUGAGGAAAGACCUGAGGGUGUAGAGGAGAGUGGUCAGAAUAGACAGUCGGACGGAGAAAACCCUGCGCUUGAGGAAAAAUCUGAGGAUGCGGAGGAGAAUGAUCAGAAUAGACAAUCGGGUUCAGAAAACCAUGCUCCUGAGGCAAGACCUGAGGGUGUAGAGGAGAGUGAUCAGAAUAGACAGUCGGACGGAGAAAACCCUGCGCUUGAGGAAAAAUCUGAGGAUGCGGAGGAGAGUGAUCAGAAUAGACAAUCGGGUUCAGAAAACCAUGCUCCUGAGGCAAGACCUGAGGGUGUAGAGGAGAGUGAUCAGAAUAGACAGUCGGACGGAGAAAACCCUGCGCUUGAGGAAAAAUCUGAGGAUGCGGAGGAGGGUGAUCAGAAUAGACAAUCGGGUUCAGAAAACCAUGCUCCUGAGGAAAGACCUCAGGAUGAAGAGUUGGUUGAUGAAGACUUUGCGCCUGAGGAGAGAGCUCAUGAUAGAAAAACGGGUAAUGAAAUCCCAGCGUUUGACGAGAUAUCCGAGGACCGACAACGAGAAGAUGCGCCAGCUGCUUUUCAGGAGACAUUGGAAGACACUCAGCCAGGGGAGCCAGAAAAUGUAACUCCUCUGCUUGCGGAAGGGUCUGAAAAUAGGCGCUUGGACGACGCACCCCUUGCACAUGAGGGGGCGCCCCGCAAGAGCAAAUCCAAUGCAUCCCGCUUGUUAGAUGUGGACCAUUUAAUGACGAGCGUUUUGUCGCUGGCUGGCAGUUUCAUUCCUUUUUUUCCACCUUAAAACAUUUUAAACCGGGAUGAUGAUCCCACAUGGCUGCUAGUUCCACCCCUGCAAGGUAAGCACAUGUAAGCACCAAUCCUGGGCCGUAAAAGACGCUAUACUGAACCAGGGUUUCUAUAGGAGGUUCUUCCAGCCAUAUCCACAAGAAUAGAACAUAAUAGAACUAUAGUUGGAACCCGCGGUUCUUUCAUGUUUGACCAACCUGCCCUCAGGACCGGACUGGUUUCACAUCUUUGUGCUCCAGAUGCUCCAGAUGCUCCAGAUGCUCCAGAUGCUCCAGAUGCUCCAGGGGCAGCUGAUGAACCUUCAGGGGAAGAGUCGGUCGACCCAAUGGAAGCUGAAGUGGAUGAAGAAGACACCGAAGAAGUCCGGACCUUGAAGGCGAAGAUAAAGGACUUGAAAACUGCGGCCAAGUUGGAUGCUGAAGCGCACAUGGAAGAACUGUCGGUGGUGACCCUUUUCAACAAAACCAUCGUAGAAACGACGAGAAAGCAAGUUGAGGACUUGAACACCGAGAAUCAACGCCUGAGACUGGAGCUGCCUCCUACUGAGGAAUUGAAAAAGAAAAUCGAGGAGCAAACUGCGAUCAUCCGAACAAUGGCAGAGAAAGAGGAGGAGGUCAAGGCCAAAAUAAAGGAACUGGCAUUGCAACACGAAGCACAAGUCCGUUUUCUCCAGGAAAACAGCGGCGCUGUCGAUGUGGAAGUAGCUCAAGACAUGCUUCAGAAAAGUUCUUUGAUGCGCGAAGUGUACGACCAGAUCAUGGCCAUUCUUCCAGGCUUGCUGCCGUGUGCAGCGGAAAGCACAGGAACUGCUUCCGCAGAAGUGGCCAUUCCCGAAAAGAGGGAAACAGCACCUCUCGAGGUGGUUGACUCUGGGAGCGAAGACCCGGUGAAACGGGGAAAGAAGAAGAAGCAGAAAGAGCCCAAAGAGCCCAAAGUUUUCAAAGAGCCCAAAAAAGAAGAGAAAAUAGAGAAAGAAGCGGCAGAAUCAGCAGAGCCCCGAAAAAGGUUGCGGAAGUUGUCCGGAGAUCUGGACGAUACAGCGGUUGAGCCGAAUGUUGCCAGCGAGCUAGAGCCCACAGAAAUCACCCUAAAUGAGCUCGAGCUUUUCAUGAAUGAAAUUGAAGCUGGGACCAAGAAACUAGAUGCAACCGGGCAAGAAAUGCAUGACUCACAUGAACCAAUGCUAGAAGCAUUGGAGGAUGACAAGACAAGAAAGGCACCCAGCGAAGAGGGAAAGAAGGACAAAACAGAGCAAAAGGCUGCCGAGAAGAUUGCAGAAGCAGAUGAAGAUGAGCAAGCAAGAAAGGCAGCCGGAAGAGAGAAGAAGAAGGCUAGAAUUGAAGAGCAGCUAGCCGAGCAGAGGCGCCAAGCUCAGACAAAAGAGAGAACGACAGACGCCUCUAAGCAAGAGAAAAAGAAGGAUAAAACGGAGCAAGAGGCUGCCCAGAAGAUUGCAGAAGCAGAUGAAGAAGAGCAAGCAAGAAAGGUAGCCCGAAGAGAGAGACAGAAGGCUAGAAUUGAAGAGCAGCUAGCCGAGCAGAUGCGCCAAGCUCAGACAAAAGAGAGGUCCAAAGAAGACAUAAAGAAGGACAAAGCGGCGCAAAAGGCUGUGGAGAAAAUGGCAGAAAAGGAAGAGAGAAAGAAGCAUAAACCGGAGCAAAAGGCUGCCGAGAAGAAGGCAGAAGCAGAUAAAGAAGAGCAAGCAAGAAAGGUAGCCCGAAGAGAGAGACAGAAGGCUAGAAUUGAAGAGCAGGUAGCCGAGCAGAUGCGCCAAGCUCAGACAAGAAAGAGGACUCUGGACGCAACCAAGGAAGAAAUAAAGAAGGGCAAAGCGGAGCAAAAGGCUGCGGAGAAGAAGGCAGAAGCAGAUGAAGAUGAGGAAGCAAGGAAGGCAGCCCCAAGAGAGAAAAAGAAAGCUAGAAGUGAAGAGCAGCUAGCCGAGCAGAUGCGCCAAGCUCAGACAAAAGAGAGGUCCAAAGAAGACAUAAAGAAGGACAAAGCGGAGCAAAAUGCUGUGGAGAAAAUGGCAGAAAAGGAAGAGAGAAAGAAUGAUAAACCCGAGCAAAAGGCUGCCGAGAAGAAGGCAGAAGCAUUUGAAGACGAGCAAGCAAGCAAGGCAGCCCGAAGAGAGAAAAAGAAGGCAAGAACUGAAGAGCAGCUAGCCGAGCAGAUGCGCCAAGCUCAGACAAAAGAGAGGCCCAAAGAAGACAUAAAGAAGGACAAAGAGCAAAAGGCUGUGAAAAAAACGGCAGAGGCAGAUGAAGGUGAGCAAGCAAGGAAGGCAGCCCCAAGAGAGAGUCAGAAGGCUAGAACUGAAGAGCAGCUAGCCGAGCAGAUGCGCCAAGCUCAGACAAAAGAGAGGUCCAAAGAAGACAUAAAGAAGGACAAAGCGGAGCAAAAGGCUGUGGAGAAAAUGGCAGAAAAGGAAGAGAGAAAGAAGCAUAAACCGGAGCAAAAGGCUGCCGAGAAGAAGGCAGAAGCAGAUGAAGACGAGCAAGCAAGAAAGGCCGCCCGAAGAGAGAAAAAUAGGGCAAGAACUGAAGAGCAGCUAGCCGAGCAGAUGCGCCAAGCUCAGACAAAAGAGAGGUCCAAAGAGGACACAAAGAAGGACAAAGCGGCGCAAAAGGCUUUGGAGAAAAUGGCAGAACCAGAUGAAGAUGAGCAAGCAAGCAAGGCAGCCCGAAGAGAGAAAAAGAAGGCUAGAACUGAAGAGCAGCUAGCCGAGCAGAUGCGCCAAGCUCAGACAAAAGAGAGGCCCAAAGAAGACAUAAAGAAGGACAAAGAGCAAAAGGCUGUGAAAAAAACGGCAGAGGCAGAUGAAGGUGAGCAAGCAAGGAAGGCAGCCCCAAGAGAGAGUCAGAAGGCUAGAACUGAAGAGCAGCUAGCCGAGCAGAUGCGCCAAGCUCAGACAAAAGAGAGGUCCAAAGAAGACAUAAAGAAGGACAAAGCGGAGCAAAAGGCUGUGGAGAAAAUGGCAGAAAAGGAAGAGAGAAAGAAGCAUAAACCGGAGCAAAAGGCUGCCGAGAAGAAGGCAGAGGCAGAUGAAGACGAGCAAGCAAGAAAGGCAGCCCGAAGAGAGAAAAAGAAGGCUAGAACUGAAGAGCAGCUAGCCGAGCAGACGCGCCAAGCUCAGACAAAAGAGAGGUCCAAAGAAGACACAAAGAAGGAUGAAGCGGCGCAAAAGGCUGUGGAGAAAAUGGCAGAACCAGAUGAAGAUGAGCAAGCAAGCAAGGCAGCCCGAAGAGAGAGAAAGAAGGCUAGAACUGAAGAGCAGCUAGCCGAGCAGAUGCGCCAAGCUCAGACAAAAGAGAGGCCCAAAGAAGACAUAAAGAAGGAGAAAACGGCAGAAGCAGAUGAAGAAGAGCAAGCAAGAAAGGCAGCCCGAAGAGAGAGACAGAAGGCUAGAAUUGAAGAGCAGCUAGCCGAGCAGAUGCGCCAAGCUCAGACAAAAGAGAGGUCCAAAGAAGACAUAAAGAAGGACAAAGCGGAGCAAAAGGCUGUGGAGAAAAUGGCAGAGGCAGAUGAAGGUGAGCAAGUAAGGAAGGCAGCCCGAAGAGAGAGCCAGAAGGCUAGAUCUGAAGAGCAGCUAGCUGAGCAGAUGCGCCAAGCUCAGACAAAAGAGAGGUCCAAAGAAGACAUAAAGAAGGACAAAGAGCAAAAGGCUGCCGAGAAGAAGGCAGAGGCAGAUGAAGACGAGCAAGCAAGGAAGGCAGCCCGAAGAGAGAAAAAGGAGGCUAGAAAUGAAGAGCAGCUAGCCGAGCAGACGCGCCAAGCUCAGACAAAAGAGAGGUCCAAAGAAGACACAAAGAAGGACAAAGCGGCGCAAAAGGCUGUGGAGAAAAUGGCAGAACCAGAUGAAGAUGAGCAAGCAAGCAAGGCAGCCCGAAGAGAGAAAAAGAAGGCUAGAACUGAAGAGCAGCUAGCCGAGCAGAUGCGCCAAGCUCAGACAAAAGAGAGGUCCAAAGAAGACAUAAAGAAGGACAAAAAGGCAGAGGCAGAUGAAGACGAGCAAGCAAGGAAGGCAGCCCGAAGAGAGAAAAAGAAGGCUAGAAAUGAAGAGCAGCUAGCCGAGCAGAUGCGCCAAGCUCAGACAAAAGAGAGGUCCAAAGAAGACACAAAGAAGGACAAAGCGGCGCAAAAGGCUGUGGAGAAAAUGGCAGAACCAGAUGAAGAUGAGCAAACAAGCAAGGCAGCCCGAAGAGAGAAAAAGAAGGCUAGAACUGAAGAGCAGCUAGCCGAGCAGAUGCGCCAAGCUCAGACAAAAGAGAGGCCCAAAGAAGACAUAAAGAAGGACAAAGAGCAAAAGGCUGUGGAGAAAACGGCAGAGGCAGAUGAAGACGAGCAAGUAAGCAAGGCAGCCCGAAGAGAGAAAAAGAAGGCUAGAACUGAAGAGCAGCUAGCCGAGCAGAUGCGCCAAGCUCAGACAAAAGAGAGGCCCAAAGAAGACAUAAAGAAGGACAAAGAGCAAAAGGCUGUGGAGAAAACGGCAGAGGCAGAUGAAGACGAGCAAGCAAGCAAGGCAGCCCGAAGAGAGAGUCAGAAGGCUAGAAUUGGAGAGCAGCCAGCCGAGCAGAUGCGGGAAGCGGCUUCUGAUGAUAGGUUGGGUGCAGGAGAGAAACGCACAGAACAAUCCAAGGAGAGAGAGAAAGAUGAGCCGCAGAAGUUAGGUGAGCCGCCGGAAGUGGAGGGGUUGCCAGAAGCUGAUGUGGCGCCUGAGCCUGAACCAGCCCGCGCAGCCUCUUCCAAACGGAAAGGGAAAAAGAGAAAGAGAAAUGUUUCGAAGUGAGUUGGGCUUGUCUGAAAGCAGCACGGCCACAAAUUCGAUGUUUGAUCAUCACCACCCCCUAAACAUUCCUAAAUGUGCAUACUACGGGGUUCCAACACAGUGUCAAAGUGUCAAAGGCCCGCUUUGAUUGAGGGUUCGCAGGUGUGGCCCUGUGAUGCGGGCAUUCUCGCAUAGCCUCUGAGAUUUCCAUGUUCGUGUUGAUUUUGCAGUUUUGCGCCAGCCAAAUGACCGCACCGCUGUGCCAUGAGAUGUGAAUUCGGUGAUUCACCAUGAUUCACGUAAGGGCACCAUUGGACAAACCCACUCACUGGGGGCAAACCAUCAGCUGAAACUAGCGAGAUCAUGCUGUCGGUCAU